AAGUAUAGCCUCCAGAGAGCCAGUUAGAAUGGGCGUUACGAACUUCCCGUGGGUAUUGGUUUUGCUUGCCACUGCAGCCACGCUAGGAGAAGUGCGAGCGAGGAGCGUUUUCAACGCGGAUAAUUGCGGUCCCAACUUUUAUGGUGAGAUCAUACAAAGAUCCUCAAUUGGUCGUCUGCGCGAAUUUCCCUGGCUUGCGCGGCUUGGCUACAGGAAGGAUGGCGCGACUGAGUUUCAUUUUCAGGGAACACUGAUUCAUCCCUACUACGUGCUAACCACCGUGUUUGCAGCAAAUUACAACCGUAACUCUCUGGAGUAUGUGCGACUUGGAGACUAUCAUACUGGUACGGUGGAAGACUGUCAGGAGAUUGAUGAGGACGAAGUUUGUGCCCCAGCAGUUCAGGAUAUAACCAUUGACUACAUUAUAAAGCACCCGAGGUAUAAUGAUCCUAAGCUGGCGAACGAUGUAGCGUUGAUAAAACUACGACAGCCAGCCAAUGUGAGCUCAGAAUUCGUACGACCCAUUUGUGUUCCGGUGGAAGAAGAUUUUCCGUUUACGGAGAAUGCUCUGUUGUUUAUCAGCGCCUGGUGUGGCAGUAAACAAGACGGAAUAUCGGCUGUACCGUUGCAGUUUCGAAUGCAAAACCUGGACUCGUGGAGCUGUGCUUCGAAGUUAUCUCCCCUCAUAGACAUUAACCUACAUGAAUCUCAGUUUUGCGCUGUCCUGGAUUUGGACGAGAAAACCAAGAGGAAGCAUAAGAAUGUAAGCUUACGGGGAAGUACCGGAGCACCACUGCAGAUGCUCGGGAAAAACGGUCGUUUCUAUCAGGUAGGAAUGUCAUCGAUCGGUGUGAGGAACGCUGCCUUGGACACACCGUACGUUUUCGUCAAUUUGUUGCUGUUGGCAGACUGGCUCGAACAAACCGUAGCAGCGGAAGAGCAGAAUCGAUUGAACACAAGAGUAGCUUGAGAGCAAAUUCGAAGUGAGAGAGAAGAGACGGAGGAGGUGCCUGCAGACGCAAGAACGACAAACGUCAUCGUGUAUGCGAACAAGCAGAGUAAACAAAAUCAAACAAUGGGAACCGGUUUUACGGGGGAGAAUAACUUGAUACCCGCUAAAUAAUGACGUCAAAUUAUAUUUGUGGACGAGACGAUACUGUAUAAAACUAAUUGGAUCGAAAUAUAAACCUCGAUGAUGGCACAGCUGCAACAAAAGUUCAGGUUUAAUGAAAUACGAGUGAUGUUCGAAUUCAAUAAAAAUAUUUUAAAUGUAAA
Messenger RNA from Wyeomyia smithii (pitcher-plant mosquito), 1275 nucleotides. Its product is annotated as CLIP domain-containing serine protease B9-like. The record is from RefSeq and is a predicted model, not a curated record. The transcript is spliced from 2 exons. The coding region runs from base 29 to 970 and encodes 313 amino acids. Lineage: Eukaryota; Metazoa; Arthropoda; Insecta; Diptera; Culicidae. Gene Ontology annotation, biological process: proteolysis. Gene Ontology annotation, molecular function: serine-type endopeptidase activity.